Anastrepha obliqua is the source of this 2460-nucleotide messenger RNA. RefSeq names its product V-type proton ATPase 116 kDa subunit a 1-like. Lineage: Eukaryota; Metazoa; Arthropoda; Insecta; Diptera; Tephritidae. Gene Ontology annotation, molecular function: proton-transporting ATPase activity, rotational mechanism; ATPase binding. The transcript is spliced from 5 exons. Gene Ontology annotation, cellular component: plasma membrane; vacuolar proton-transporting V-type ATPase complex; vacuolar proton-transporting V-type ATPase, V0 domain. The record is from RefSeq and is a predicted model, not a curated record. Gene Ontology annotation, biological process: proton transmembrane transport; vacuolar acidification. The coding region runs from base 1 to 2460 and encodes 819 amino acids.
AUGGGGGAUAUGUUUCGCAGUGAAAAGAUGGCCCUGUGCCAAUUAUUUAUACAACCGGAAGCUGCUUAUGCCACCGUCUCCGAGUUAGGCGAGAUCGGUUGUGUACAAUUUCGUGAUUUGAAUGACGCUGUCAAUUCCUUCCAACGACGUUACGUCAAUGAUGUGCGGCGUUGCGAUGAGCUCGAGCGACAGAUGAAUUACAUUGAAAGUGAACUGAAGUUGGAUGGUGUGAUUAUGAAGGAUUUGAUAGAUGAUGACCUACCACGUGCACUGAGUCCUCGUGAAAUUGGUGAACUCGAGGCCACUUUGGAUAGAAUGGAGACCGAAAUACGUGAGCUCGCCCAAAAUAACAUAAAUCUUAAGUCGAACUACUCUGAACUGACCGAGUUGCGCAUGGUUUUGGAAAAGACACAACAUUUCUUUCAAGAUGUCAUGGAUGCCUCGUCGAAUUUUGGCGCUGAUGAGACAAAUCCACAGGGACGUGGCCAAUUGGGUUUUGUGGCUGGUGUACUAAAUCGUGAGCGUUCGUUCGCUUUCGAACGCAUGUUGUGGCGCAUUUCACGCGGGAAUGUCUAUGUGAAGCGCGCUGAUUUGGAAGAACCGCUUUUAGACCCUCAUAGCGGUGUUGAGGUGUAUAAGACAGUGUUUGUGGUAUUCUAUCAGGGCGAGCAGUUGAAUACUCGUAUCAAGAAAAUUUGCAAUGGUUUUCGUUCUUCACUUUACCCCUGUCCUGGGGAUCAUGGCGAACGCGAAGAAAUGUUGCGGGGCGUGAAGACACGCUUGGAAGAUUUGAAACUGGUUAUAAGUCAAACUGCUGACCACAGACGUUUAAUGCUCUCGAACACUAUUACAAAUUUACCCCGUUGGAUGAUGAUGGUGAAGAAAAUGAAGGCCAUAUACCACACGCUGAAUAUGUUUAAUGUGGACGUGACCAAGAAGUGCCUUAUAGGUGAGGGUUGGGUGCCGAGGAAAGACUUGGCAAAAGUUAUGCAGGCGCUCGCAGAUGGUUCGGCCUCGGUCGGCAGUACAGUGCCGGCUUUCAUGAAUGAACUAGAACCGAUGAAGUCGCCACCGACUUUUAAUCGUGUCAACAAGUUCACGAACGGCUUUCAGCAUCUAAUUGACGCCUAUGGUAUGGCUAACUACCGUGAAGUAAAUCCGGCGCUCUACAGUUGCAUUACAUUCCCUUUCCUAUUUGCGGUUAUGUUUGGAGAUUUGGGACACGGCUUCUGCAUAUUCUUAUUUGCGCUCUGGAUGGUUUUGGAUGAGAAACGCUUAAGCCACAAGCGUGGCGGUGAAAUCUGGAAUAUAUUUUUUGGCGGUCGCUAUAUUAUCUUGCUGUUGGGUCUCUUCUCCAUGUACACAGGUUUUCUGUAUAAUGACAUUUUUUCAAAGUCCCUCAAUGUUUUCGGUUCUACUUGGAGGGUACGCUACAACAGCACCACCGUACUGGAAAAUCCCACUUUACAGUUAGAUCCAACGGUGGCCUCUAUUGGAACGUACCCUUUGGGUGUAGAUCCCAUUUGGCAAUUGGCUGAUAAUAAAAUAAUUUUUCUCAACACCUUGAAAAUGAAAAUGUCCAUUAUUCUUGGUGUGACCCAUAUGAUUUUUGGCGUCUGCUUGUCGGUGGUGAACUUCAUGUACUUCAAGAAGUAUGCGCUAAUAUUUUUGGAAUUCGUACCACAAAUACUUUUCUUGAUUUUGCUCUUCGGAUACAUGUGCUUCAUGAUGUUCUACAAGUGGGUGAAAUAUUCGCCAAAAACUGAUUAUCUACCCGAUUCACCUGGCUGCGCACCAUCGGUGUUAAUAUACUUCAUUAAUAUGAUGCUGUUCAGCAGUUCCCCGCAGCUGGAAGGAUGCGAUGAGUACAUGUUUGAUGCACAGCCGCAGCUAGAAAGGAUUUUUGUUGUAUUGGCAGUAAUCUGCAUUCCAUGGAUUCUGGUGGGCAAGCCAUUGUAUAUAAUGAUUAUACGGAAACUCAAAGCUAAGCGGCAACAUGCGGGUAUCUCGUCUUUGGGCAAAGGAGAAAUUGAAGCUGGUGGACAAGAGGAAGGCGAACAUGAUGAAGAAGACGAUGAGCCGAUGAGUGAAAUAUGGAUACACCAAGCUAUACACAUGAUUGAGUACAUCCUAAGCACUAUUUCGCAUACAGCUUCUUAUUUGCGUUUGUGGGCUCUAUCGUUGGCGCAUGCGGAACUCUCUGAGGUGCUGUGGAAUAUGGUGCUUUCGGAGGCCCUUACACUCGGUGGCUAUGGAGCAGCGGUCGCUUUGUUCUUCAUUUUUGGUGCCUGGGUUUUGUUGACAAUCGCCAUCAUGAUUUUGAUGGAGGGUUUGUCGGCCUUUUUGCACACUUUGCGCUUACAUUGGGUUGAAUUUAUGAGUAAAUUCUAUUCUGGCGCCGGAUAUGCCUUUAUGCCAUUCAGCUUCAAACUGUUAUUGCGGAGUGAUGAGGACGAUUAA